AUGGCCGUCUUCUUCCUCGGCAGCACCAAGAUUCCUCAGUCUCAUAGCACCUCGGCCUCCAGGCACUCUCGCAAAAGAUCUCCUUCCGAGCAGUCUCUCGACAAGAUUCCGCCGGACCAGCAGCCACCGCCUGAAAAGCCUGAGCUUCGCCAGAGACCAUCGCUCAAGUUCAUCCACGUACGAAGCCUAGGAUCGCCGUCUUCUUCACGACCGUCCUCUCCUGAUCGUCCGGCCUCGCCCCGUCCGCCAUCUUCGCUCUCGCAGCCCUCCCGCCCGUCGUCUCCUAGACCUUCGUCUCCUCGACCUUCAACCCCUCGUCCAUCCACUCCACCUCUAUUACCCCCUCCACGUCCCCGGUCAACCACCACCGCAACCAUGUCUUCCCCAACCAAGAACUCGGUUCCCCCGACCAGCACCACCACCUCUAACCCGUCUACCACUACCACCAGCUCCAGCAACCCCCUCAACUCGAGCACCAGCAACAGCAGCUACCCUAACAACUCUCUCAGCACCAGCAACCCCAACUCGUCUCUCAACAACACUAACAACACCAAGUCCAUCAAUAACAACAACACCAACAACCAGAACAGCGGCUUCGGUAACUCUCUCCCCAUGCCCGGUCUCUCCGGCCCCGCCAACGGACCCAUCGGAAACCUCCUCAAAGGUCCCGUUGACGACAACGGCAAGCUCAAGGACGCCGGCCUCAUGGUCGGUAUCAAGCUUGACCUUGAAGCCGAGGUUCACCUCACGGCUCGGGUCCGAGGUGACAUCCUCGUUGGCCUAUACUAG
This is a messenger RNA of Colletotrichum costaricense, 789 nucleotides long. RefSeq lists its product as uncharacterized. NCBI's taxonomy places the organism in Eukaryota, Fungi, Ascomycota, Sordariomycetes, Glomerellales, Glomerellaceae. The transcript is spliced from 3 exons. Bases 1 to 789 code for a protein of 262 amino acids. The record is from RefSeq and is a predicted model, not a curated record.